AUGAGUACUGGCGCUAUUGCGACUCUUCUUGGCCAGCAACCGUAUAGCUUCAGUGGAUUGAAGACCAUCGGCAAGGUCUUUUUUAUUCUUGAUAUCCUACUCUUCAUCAUGUUCAGCGCUAGUAUCACGUACCGAUUCUGCACAAACGAACGAUCGUUGAAUCGUAGCCUACACCAUCCACACGAAUCCUUCUUCUUUGGGUCUUUUUUCGUCAGUAUCGCACUCAUCAUCUACUGCAUCGAGUUGUACGCCGUUCCAGCAUGUGGGCCGUGGCUUAUUAGGACGCAAGAAGUGCUCUACUGGACCUAUGCUGGCACAAUCAUGUUUGUCGCCGUUUUCCAGUACCACAUUAUAUUCGAUCGCGAAAAGCUUCCCGUAGCUGAGGCGAUGCCAGCAUGGAUCCUGCCUGUAUACCCAUUCUUGAUCGCCGGGCCGCUCGGAACAACUUUACUGAAGAGCCAGCCGACUGACUCCGGCCUUCCAAUUUGGAUCGGUAGCCUCACAUUCGCCGGUCUUGGCUGGACGUUCGCUUUCAUCAUGUUGACGCUGUACGUUACGCGACUCGUCAACAGCGAACUACCAGAAGCCAGCAAGCGGCCGGGCAUGUUCAUUGCUGUAGGGCCCGCGGCAUACACUGCGAACACAUUCGUCGCGCUUGCUAUGAAUGCACCGAAGCAUAUUCCGGCGGACUUCCUCGGCAUCACAUCCGUGCCAGUUGGCGACAUCUUCAAGGCGGUCGGUACAGCUGCAGGCAUCUUCAUGUGGCUCAUAGCCUUUUGGUUCUCUGCGUUCUCAAUCGUCAGCGUCCUCAACUCAUACAAGGACUUGCACUUCACGCUCAACUAUUGGGGCUUCAUCUUCCCGAACGCAGGCCUCGUGAUUGCGCUCAUCUACAUAGCAAAUGCCCUUCAAAGCCCUGCGAUGAAGGGAAUUUGCAGUGCAGCAACUAUCAUCUUGGUCAUGGUCUGGAUAUUUGUUGCAAUCACCAACGUGCGUGCGAUAUCCCAGCAACUGAUUCUGUGGCCAGGAAGGGACGAGGACUUGGAAGACAUGGAGGGGCACGGAGAUCCCAGUGAAGAAGAGGAGAACGAAUUGCGUGGCAAUUCGCAUGAUCAGGAGAGCAGCAGUGACGGAGCGGAGGACCAGUACUUGGAUUUCCAUGAUGAGCAAGCAGACGCAGAGGCUGAGAGAAAGAAGGUCGCAUCUUGUGUUGCAGAGAUUAUCGAGAGGCAUAGUAGUGCGCCCGGAUCGCGGCGAGGGUAG
Parastagonospora nodorum SN15 is the source of this 1263-nucleotide messenger RNA. RefSeq lists its product as hypothetical. The record is from RefSeq and is a predicted model, not a curated record. Gene Ontology annotation, cellular component: membrane. The transcript is spliced from 2 exons. Gene Ontology annotation, molecular function: malate transmembrane transporter activity. NCBI's taxonomy places the organism in Eukaryota, Fungi, Ascomycota, Dothideomycetes, Pleosporales, Phaeosphaeriaceae. Gene Ontology annotation, biological process: malate transmembrane transport. Bases 1 to 1263 code for a protein of 420 amino acids.